AAGCGUCAAGGAAUGUCAAAGAAUUCUUUGGUUACUUUUCAACUUCUCAUUGUUGAGUGUUGCUGAGUUAGCGAGUUGUACAAUUGUGAUUAUCAAAGUGAUAGGUAGUGUUAUAUUUGUUUUUGAUACGCCCAGUUCGCCACGAAUUAAAAUUAAAUACAAUGCAAUAAAUAAUUAAUGUGAAAAGAAUACAAACUUCGUGAAAAAAGUGACAAUUAUCAAUGAUGGAAGUCAGAAUUUUACGUCGGACGUUUUUUUUAAUUUUAUUAGUGCAAACUUGUUACUCUGUCACAAGAAAAUUAAAUGUAAUCGAAAUUUCAAAUAAUGAGGAUGAAAAUUGCCGGCAAAAAUAUGGUCCAUUGUAUUUUAUAACUGCUGAAGGACCCGAUGAUUCCAUAAAUUAUGUUUGGAGUUUUAUCCACAAUCCAUCCGUAUUGGUGACUUUGACCCAGCCUUCAACAAAUGUGACUAUCACAUGGCCGAAAGUCGUUAAAUUUCCUUCUGGUCCUGAUGAUCACCAUUGUAAUCCAGAAUCUAUACAAUUUUCCAAAGAAUCUAUUUAUUCAUAUGGAAUUAGUUUACAAAAGAUAAUCGAAUUCAACGAUAUCAACGAUACUGGAUAUAUGAAAUCUUACAACAGUUCAUACGUCAAUAUUUUGAAUCCAAGUUUUUUUAAAUGGAGGGUUCAAUCCAGCAAUAAAAGCGACCAAGAUUUCGAAUUAGAAAUGUUGGGGGAUUCUUAUUUCGAUCCGAAUACGAACAUCAAGAGAAAUGGUAACAUUAAAUUUAUGGCGAAUGUCUUUGGCUCCGUGAAACGGUUCAUGAAGGAACCUUCCAUGUUGCACUCGGAAAAUUCAACACAGAUCGAUUUAACAAUCGAUAAAUUCGAGACGAAUAGCACUUUUUCGAAAAGUAGAUUUGCAGUUGAAAUUCUUCUAGUCAGCGAUGGAAAUAUAAAUUCUUCACUUCCUGUCAGUGAGACAAGUACUCUGGAUGAUCAAUACGCCCCUGGAGUUUUUAAGGUGAUGAAAUUAAAAACCCCAUUAAUGAAGCUUCCAUUUCGAGAAGAAAAUGUGGGCAUGUAUUUAGAAUGGAGGCCCAUUUCGUACACAAGUAAUACACGCGUUGUUACCGAUUCAACAGAAGUGAAACAUUAUAAGACAGAAAAAUCUCUGGAACCCACUCUGGAUAUUAUUUCCACUAUUUUGUACCCUUAUUAUUCACAAAUUCCUGGCAAGAAUUUAAGUGAAUUUAUCGUGCAAAAAUUUAAUGUUUCUUUUGGUUCCAAAGGGGAUUCGUUUUACGAUAAAGAUCAUGGAUACGCCUCCUGGACUUUUCUUGCUGGUUACAGCAGCCCACUCGAUGAGCAGAUAUCGAGUUUGACGAUUUUAAUAAUUUCGAUAGUCGUCGCCCUUCCAGUAGUUCCAAUACUUUUGUACGGCUCUUUAAUUUUUUAUCGCAGAAUAACGAAAACGGACAAUGAAUUUCAAAAUUUUUAAAAUUGCAGUGAUAAAAAAAAGGAGAAUCUCCUAAUUGGCAUUGGCCAAUGAAAAUUAAUUGCUCAGAAAGUGAUUCCUAGAUUAAGUGCAUUAUCAUAAGAAUAAUAAUUGAGUCGUUUUAUAUAAAAAAAAAAUCACCUGAGCCGAUAUGUUGCUCAAUAGGAAAUAUAUAUUUUUUUGGUCUAUAAAAACACAUUUUGAAAAAUUUCUUUGGCAAUUUCGUGCCAAAAAAUAAGUUGAUUUCGGUCGUUUUUUUUUUUUUAGAAAACGGCUCAAUUUUGUAUAUAGUGUUAGACGGACGUAAAGUUUUAGUUGUAUUUUCACAUUUUUGCUACUUAGAGAGCACUGCCAUGAUAAUAAAAGGUGCCUUUUUAAUUAUAA
This is a messenger RNA of Belonocnema kinseyi, 1880 nucleotides long. Its product is annotated as glycosylated lysosomal membrane protein-like. Gene Ontology annotation, cellular component: lysosome. Bases 222 to 1499 code for a protein of 425 amino acids. Lineage: Eukaryota; Metazoa; Arthropoda; Insecta; Hymenoptera; Cynipidae. The transcript is spliced from 6 exons. The record is from RefSeq and is a predicted model, not a curated record.